UUUAACUAAGGUUUAGUUUAUGAACUCAGAUCCUCUGUUAUUUAGGGAAUAAUGUGCACUAAUUCUGUACAUACUGGUGUAACACAGCUGCCGGAGAUGAACUCUCUCUCAUCAAAUUCUAUCCAAAUGUUUCGCCUUCUGCUCCUCCUAGCACUCCUCCCUUCCUCCUUUGCCCUCGACUUCCUCUUCAAUUCCUUCAAUGCCACCGCCGACCUCAACCUCAACCUCACCGACGACGCUCGGCUCGAGUCCUCCACCAUCAGACUCACCAACGACUCCAACCAGUACUCAAUCGGCCGAGUGUUCCACCGAUCUCGAAUCCAAAUGAAAUCCAUUUCCAAUUCCACCACCAUCUCUUCCUUCUCCACCUCCUUCGUCUUCUCCAUCUUGCCGGAGAUCAGUUCCAGUCCCGGCUUCGGCCUAGCCUUCGUCCUUUCCAACUCCACCGCACCCCCAGGCGCCCUCGCCAGCCAAUACUUCGGCCUCUUCUCCAACGCCACAGUCCCCACCGUCGCCCCCCUCCUCGUCGUCGAAUUCGACACCGGCCGGAACACGGAAUUCAACGACCCAGAUGACAAUCACAUCGGAAUCGACCUGAACAACAUCCAAUCGGCGGUCACUGUUAGCGGUGGGUACUAUAACUCCACCAAUAGUAAUGAUCUCAUCCCUGUAGAUAUGCGAAAUGGGCAGAACAUACAUGCCUGGAUUGAAUUCGAUGGAUCAAAAUUUGAAAUCAACGUCACAAUCGCUCCGGCUGGGAUGGCUCGGCCUUCCCGGCCGUUGCUCACCUACAGAGAUCCAAUAAUUGCAAACUAUGUCUCUGCAGAUAUGUUUGUUGGGUUCUCUGCUUCGAAAACCCAUUGGAUUGAAGCACAGAGGAUCCUCGCUUGGAGUCUCAGCGACACUGGUCCUGCAAGAGCCAUCAACACUACGAAUUUGCCGGUUUUUAAGCUUCAGUCAUCGUCCUCUUCGCUCUCUUCCGGAGCUAUUGCCGGAAUUACGAUUGCAUCUGUUGUAUUCAUUGUUUGCUUAUCUGGGUUUUACUGGUUUUGGCGAAAGACUACGAAAGAAGAAGAGGAUGAGAUUGAAGAUUGGGAGCUCGAAUACUGGCCGCACAGAUAUUCAUACGAAGAGCUCAGUGAGGCCACCAAUGGCUUCUCCAAAGAUGAGCUUCUAGGGACUGGUGGGUUCGGCAAAGUAUACAAAGCAACACUACCCAACAACACAGUCGUCGCCGUCAAGUGCGUAAGCCACGACUCGAAGCAGGGUUUGAGAGAAUUCAUGGCGGAGAUUUCGAGUAUGGGUCGUCUUCAACACAAGAACUUGGUUCAAAUGCGAGGUUGGUGUCGAAAGGGCAACGAAUUGAUGCUUGUGUACGAUUAUAUGCAGAAUGGUAGCCUGAAUCGAUGGAUAUUCGACAAACCCAAGACGCUUUUGGGUUGGGAUGAUCGGAGAAAAAUCCUCGCCGACGUAGCAGAGGGUUUGAACUAUCUCCACCAUGGUUGGGACCAAGUGGUGAUUCACAGAGACAUUAAGUCGAGCAACAUUUUGUUGGGGUCUGACAUGAGAGGUCGAUUGGGUGAUUUUGGUCUAGCAAAGUUGUAUACGCAAGGGGAGGUGCCGAACACGACGAGGGUGGUGGGGACUUUGGGAUAUUUGGCGCCGGAGCUGGCUACGGUGGCGGCCCCGACGGAGGCGAGUGAUGUUUAUAGCUUUGGGGUGGUGGUAUUGGAGGUGGCGUGUGGGCGGAGGCCGAUAGAGUUGAGGGCGGAGGAGGAGGAGGCGCUGUUGAUUGAUUGGGUGAGGGGGAAGUAUGUGGAGGGGAGGUUGUGGGAAGUGGCGGAUGAGAGGAUUAAAGGGGAGUGCGAGGUGGAGGAGAUGGAGGCGGUGUUGAAGCUUGGGUUGGCUUGUUGUCACCCUAACCCACUCCACCGCCCCACUAUGAAGGAGGUGGUGAUGAUUUUGGUUGGGGAGGAGGCGGCAGCAGCGCUACCGCCGAUUGUGAUGUCGUCCGAAUUGAGGAGUGCCAGUGGUGGUCACCGCGGUGGUGAUGAUGAGGCGCCACAAGUUCAAGUUUGAAUUUACGUUUUUGACCUUUUUUUUUUCAUUUUAUUUUUGAAAAAAUAUUUUUUUUUUGUAUUUAUUUUAAAAUUUUGAUACGGGUGUGUUUGGAUAGAAGGAUUUUAUAUAGGUUUUCAGUUUUUUAUCUCCUCUAUUCAACUAAUGUUUCAUUAAAGAUCAGUUUCUAUAAUUCUGAAACAUUUGAUAAUUGGAAUAUAGAUUAUAGACCAGAGAAAAAGUGUUUGUUAAUGUA
Cornus florida is the source of this 2314-nucleotide messenger RNA. RefSeq names its product L-type lectin-domain containing receptor kinase S.1-like. Lineage: Eukaryota; Viridiplantae; Streptophyta; Magnoliopsida; Cornales; Cornaceae. The coding region runs from base 52 to 2079 and encodes 675 amino acids. The transcript has a single exon. Gene Ontology annotation, biological process: protein phosphorylation. Gene Ontology annotation, cellular component: plasma membrane. The record is from RefSeq and is a predicted model, not a curated record. Gene Ontology annotation, molecular function: ATP binding; carbohydrate binding; protein kinase activity.